GGGGCGGAUCCACAAGAGCCCGCCCCCUAAUACCUCCUUUGGUAUCGCGACGAAGUUCUUGAGCGAAACCUUGUGUAUCUGUCUCUUCGGAACCCAUAUGGCUGCCCGAGUUCUCGUCGGUGUUAAGCGGGUCAUUGACUAUGCAGUGAAGGUCCGUGUGAAGCCGGACAACACCGGCGUGGUGACAGAUGGCGUGAAGCACUCGAUGAACCCCUUCUGUGAGAUCGCCGUGGAGGAGGCCGUCAAACUGAAGGAGAAGCAGCUGGUAAAGGAGGUGGUGGCGGUCAGCUGUGGCCCCCAGCAAGUGCAGGAGACCAUCCGCACAGCUUUGGCCAUGGGGGCGGACCGCGGCAUCCACGUGGAGGUGUCUGGGAAGGACUACGACACCUUGGGUCCUCUGCAGGUCUCCAAGAUCAUGGCCGCUUUGGCCAAAAAAGAAGAGGCCAGUCUGAUCAUCCUGGGCAAACAGGCAAUCGAUGAUGACUGUAAUCAGACUGGCCAGAUGACUGCCGCCCUGCUCGACUGGCCUCAGGGCACAUUCGCAUCUGAGGUGGUCCUGGAGGGCGACAAGCUGAAGGUGGUGAGGGAGAUUGACGGCGGCCUGGAGACGGUGAAGCUGAACAUGCCGGCCGUGGUGACAGCGGACCUGCGUCUCAACACCCCGAGAUACGCCACUCUGCCCAACAUCAUGAAAGCCAAGAAGAAGAAGAUCAGUGUGGUGAAGCCAGGCGAGCUAGGUGUGGAGGUGACAUCGCGUUUGGAGGUGCUACGGGUAGAGGAGCCCCCCCAGCGGAAGGCGGGGGUCAAGGUCGAAACUGUGGAGGACCUGGUCUCCAAACUCAAAGAGGGUGGAAGAAUAUAGAGGCGGCAGGAGGAGGGAGUCUGUACAGGGACAGACUGGGAGCCUGGCUGCGGUUUUUUAAACAAAGAUGGAAAGAAGAUUGGGGGGGAAAACCAGCCAGACCGGCAGGAUGACUCACCAUCGGCUCGACUGGACUCCUGCGCAUCCUGACUCUGUGUGCCUCGUUGUCUCCCUCCUGAAUGCUGAAAGUGACAGCGCUGCUGUUAGCAGUCCCACCGGGGGGGAUGGGGGGCUGGGUGGGCGGUGGCGAUUAGGGUGCCGUCUGCCAGCCAACCCGAAUGCGUCUGAAUGACACCAUACCUCUGUACCGCUCUGUGUUGGGACCAGCGCCCCACAGGGAGAAUAGCCUCUAUUGUCUGUCACUGUGCCACAUUAAAUUUUCGUAUCUGUCACGGUGACAGAUUAAUAAAUUUCCUCACUGUCCCAGUGAAA
Molecule: messenger RNA, 1294 nt
Organism: Brienomyrus brachyistius
Lineage: Eukaryota; Metazoa; Chordata; Actinopteri; Osteoglossiformes; Mormyridae
Gene: etfb
Product: electron transfer flavoprotein subunit beta
Exons: 7
Coding region: 98-862 (254 amino acids)
Cellular component (GO): cytosol
Molecular function (GO): electron transfer activity
Source: RefSeq, a predicted model, not a curated record